Colletotrichum aenigma is the source of this 1062-nucleotide messenger RNA. RefSeq lists its product as uncharacterized. NCBI's taxonomy places the organism in Eukaryota, Fungi, Ascomycota, Sordariomycetes, Glomerellales, Glomerellaceae. The record is from RefSeq and is a predicted model, not a curated record. The transcript is spliced from 2 exons. Bases 1 to 1062 code for a protein of 353 amino acids.
AUGAGGACCAAGAAGAGAGGUAACCAGGGGCCUCCCUCCGAGACUGACUACGAGAUUCUUCAUUUGAAGCGAGCUAUUGUGGCGCUUAAUGCAGGGGAACAUUCUUGCGACAAAUGCAUCGGUAUAUUGGUCAAGCCACUUCCAGAGCCUUUCCAGCGCGCUUUUACGAAGUCGAAAGACUAUUUCCGGCUCGACGUGACUACCAGUAAGGUCCAACAGAUGGCAGCAUCCGGGUGCGCUUUCUGGACCAUGAUCCAAGAGCGCCUGGAGUUCGAAGCGUUUAAGGUGGUGCUGGAGCAGCAAUGCAGCAAAGUUGAGUACAACCUUCAGAAGCAUGACGGGCGUUGGUCAAACGUGCACUACGAAGCCCUCGCAGCCUCUAUGGGAGAAGAUAAGGUGAAGGAGUAUCAACGACUAUGUCAAGUCAUGAGGAAACUACCCUGGCGGUCCGCAUCACGCGACGACGAAUCGGUCGGGGCAGUUGCCGCAGAUGUAGCAGAAGACUUCGUGAGAAUCCUGUUGGCUUACACAAAUAUCGACGAUGACAACCCGGGGGACUAUGACGACCAGUCAGCAAAAGUUGAUGUUAACAUCAUUAUGCGGCCUAACCCAGCCGGAGAACGAUUCAAGAGUGUGCGAUGGAUUUCAUUUUGGGUGUCGUUCUUUGCCUUGGGACUUCCAGGCAAAACGAUAUUAGGAGACUUCGGAGAUGCCAGACAGACUUACGUCGGCUCUCCAUCGAACACAACACCGGAAAGCUUGGGAUCGAUGUCUCUGAUUCAGAGUUGGCUGAGGAAAUGCGAGAUUGACCACAAAUGUGGUAUCAAGGAUCGACCCUCCUCUAUGCCAUCGUUUCUCCUGGAUGUUUCCUGCAAACAAAAGGUCAAGCUGGUCUCAGUCACCCAAGACAUGAGGGAGCGAUACAUUGCGCUGUCGUACUGCUGGGGAGUCGGUAUCCAGAAGACGAUGCUGAACAUCGGCAACAAGAACGAUCUCAUGUCCGGAAUAGAGCUACACCACUUCGACCCUACGAUCCAGGACGCUAUGAAAGUUACCAGGUAA